UUGACGUAUGAAUCAUUGUUCCCAAGAUGGCGUCGCACCUGUUUACCCGACACUGAUGCUCCGUGUUUUCUGCGCAACGUACGACAAGUAAAACCUCUUGUUCAUAAAGUGUCGGCGGAGUGAAACAGCGGGGGAGAAGUCGCCAUGUCCACAGAGGAGCUGUCGGCCUCGGACAGCGAGGCCAUGUUCGCCGGCGCAGGGGAGCGAUGGGCUCCGGUCGGCGCCGUGGCCAGUCCCGAGGAUGAGAGCGGGAGCGGCUGCGCUGAUCAGCCGAAGCAGAGAGGCUCGUCCUCGGCCACGGAGGAGGAGAUGGCUACCCAGCUGAGGAGGCUGGAGGAGGAGCAGGACCAGCUGAACUCCUCUCUGCUCGCCCUCACCUCCCACUUCGCACAGGUCCAGUUCCGACUGAAGCAGAUCGUUCACGCACAGAGCGACGAGAAGGAGCGGAUGCUGGCCGAGCUGGAGGAGUUCGCCUUCAGGGGCUGCCCGCAUGUGGUGGGCUGCAGAGCGCAGGAAGCCCAGCAGCUGGAGAACUCGAGGGAUCUGAGUGAGAGGGAGAAGAGGGAGCGCCUGGAGGCCCAGAGGGAAAAACAGAAGGAUCUCAUUUUCCAGCUGAAGACACAGCUGGAUGAUCUGGAGCACUUCGCCUACCAGGAGGGCAGCUACGACUCGCUGCCGCAGUCUAUCGUCAUGGAGAGACAGAAGGUCAUCAUUGACGAGUUGAUCAAAAAGCUGGACGUGAACCUGAACGAGGACAUUGGGAACUUGUCGCCUGAGGAGCUUCGGCAGAGAGUCGACGCUGCUAUCGCUCAGAUAGUGAACCCAGCCCGUGUCAAAGAGCAGCUGGUAGAUCAGCUCAAAACCCAGAUCAGGGACCUGGAGAUGUUCAUCAACUUCAUCCAGGAUGAGGUGGGGAAUCCUCUCUUGCCAGAUGUCGGACUCAGCCAGCAGCCACAAGCAGCAGGGACCAAUGCCAGAACUCCAGGGAUGAAGAAGAAAGUGGACCCUGAACAGGCCCAGAAGAUGCGAGAGACUGGCCUGCAGCUGAUCCAGAAGGCCAUCGCCGUGCUGCAGAUCUUCGCUGCGAGCCAGUUCGGCUGUGCGACUGGACACGUUCCCCAGAGCAUGUGGCCUCAGGAGUCUGCGGCCCAGGACUACGGGCCCCUGCUGCAGCGUCUGGAGGCAGCUGUAGAGAAAGUGCGAGUGCUUGGCUCGCACAGACAUCCCUCCCUGGAACACGUCGUCAACUACACCAGCAACACGGCCCUGGGCCCCCGAGAUGAGCUGACGACGUCUGUGAGGAAGGAGCUGGCGAUUGCUCUCAAAGACUUAUUGGCUCACGGCCUCUUCUUGCCCUCUCAGACCAUGAGCUUGGUGCUGGCGCCCAUCUCCUGCCUGCUGCCUUACAGACCAGACCCACAGACCAUGCACCCAUGGGACCUCUUUGUCAAAUACUACCACUCCAAAAACGGGAAGGCCUUUGUGGAGACACCAGCCCGCCAGCUUUCACAGUCCUUCAGACUGCCUUUAGGGGGCGGACCAGUGACUGUAACCCCUAAACAGUCUCUGCUGUGGGCUAUCCACACUGUGCUGAAGGAGCACGGACGUUACAAGAGAGGACCGGACACAGAGUUGAAAGCGCUGGUGUGCAUGGCUCUGAACGAGCAGCGGCUGGUGUCGUGGCUCAACCUGCUGUGUAAGUCAGAGACUCUGAUUCACCCGCACUACCAGUCCUGGAGCUACAUGGCUCAGACCGGCUUCGAAGGAGCCCUGCGCAUCCUUGGCCGCAUCAGCCACCUCAAAUUCAACCUCCCUGUGGACCUGGCCGUCCGGCAGCUGAAGAACAUUAAAGAUGCUUUCUGAGGAGGCAACAUAUACGUCAAAAGUCUGAAAAGUAGAGAAGCGACAGUGUCAGAUUUCAAGUAUUACAUCAGCUAAACCACACAGUUCUUACCUGCAUUCCAAAGCAUGUUUUUGUGCUUCAAGUCAGUAACAUUUUGAAGGUCAUUGAAGCAGCCACCCAUCUAAAAUCUACAGUUCAUGCAUGGAGGAUUUUAUUGUUUGAGCUUCAACCAUGAUCUGCACCCUGUUUAAGAUGCCAAAAUGACAAGAAGACAAUGCUGCUUGUACUGUAAACCUGCCUUAGAGUGAAGAUGGAGAUUACCUCAUCUUUAGUAAAGCCUUCCUGACCUUUGCGACCUGUGCUCCUCGUACAGUAAUAGGACCUUGGCCUAUUCAUAAAAGGGAUUGUUGGAUUUUUACAGUAAUUAUUACUGCAUUGUGGUUACAAGUUAGCCAAUCCAUUGAGAAAAUGAAUGAGCAGAAAAAUGUCUUGAUACUGUGGCUUCCACACAGUAACUACUAGCUAGUGAUGUCCUGCUCCUGGUGUCUGUUCUGCUCCGUUCUUCGAUCAUGGACUGAAUGAUUUCUGUGGUAAAUCACAUGUAGCACACUGGCUGAUCGCGAAGCUGAACGACAGCACUCAGGUCAACUUGAAAUGAAAAAUAUCUUUCCAUUGAGUCGUGGAGUCAAAGUGUUGAGUAACAUCGCCUUCAAUUACGCAGUUAUCAACCUACUGACAAUGCUCUCGACUCCAUUAGAAACCUCGGAGGCUGUUAUCAGUUGUUGCAUGCUGCGUUUCAGAUGUGCGAACAACAUUUAGACCCUGUAUGAACUGCUGCUCUAAUCGUUCCAGAUUAACUGGCGGCGAUAUGUUCAUUUCAUGGCGUAACGGUUUACAUUCCGCAUUUAACGUGAUUUUAGGACAUUAAAAGUUUCAUUUUAUUUCCAGUUUGUUUAUCAGAGAAAUUAGAUUUUGUCUUCAUGAGACAACUGAGUUGCACGAAUCGUAACCUUAAAUACUGAAUGUAGAAACCACCGAUGCUAUUAAACUAAAGGUAGUUUAAAUGUGCUGUACUUUUUCCUUCUGUUUAUGGGAAUCAAACGUCAGUGUUCCUGGGCUCACGUGUACAUGUAUUCAUCAAACCUGUGAGUGCAGGCAUGCUGAUAAAAGCUCACCCCAUUUGUAUUUCCUGAGAUAAAAACCUGAUUCCAUAUUUGUGCACUCUGUGACUAGCGUGCACCACAUAUUUUAUCUUGUUUAUUUUGUGAAUUGAAAAUUACUGUUCUAUACUGGGCUGUGUUCAGUACCUACUGUUCAACGCUCCACGUUUAGUUGUGUUUUAUGUUGUGAUCUAUGUAUUUAUUUAUUUGAUAGAAUGUUUGAGCUCAACACUGAAGUAGAUGAGAACAUAUCAGAACACUAAAGUUUCUGCUGUACUGUAGCUGUUCAGUCUGGGAACCUUAGAAAACACUGAAUGAUUUCAAUUAUGUAUUUUAAUUUAAUCACUGUAAUGAGAAGUAAUAUAUCGGGAGAUAUGAACAAUGGUCUUGAUUAAGUUAUCGUGUUUCAUGGAUAACUACACCUGCUACACAUUAAACUGCUGCAAUGUU
This is a messenger RNA of Hippoglossus stenolepis (Pacific halibut), 3453 nucleotides long. It is a transcript of the gene rundc1, whose product is annotated as RUN domain containing 1. The coding region runs from base 145 to 1863 and encodes 572 amino acids. Lineage: Eukaryota; Metazoa; Chordata; Actinopteri; Pleuronectiformes; Pleuronectidae. The transcript is spliced from 6 exons. The record is from RefSeq and is a predicted model, not a curated record.